AUGAUGCCGCAUGAUGGCGAUCCUUGGCAAGAGGUCCGGUCACCCGAUACCGAGCCGCCACUUCUGCCACAUGUGGUUAAAGCCCAGUUGGCUGACGAGUACAAGGUCUUCCCGGUGCACAGGACGAGGCCCGUGCGCAUCAUCGCCACGCGGAGUCGGAAGCAGACGGCGUCCGCGACCUCGAAGGCCUUGGAUGCCAAACCCUACGAUGAGCUGCCGCGGCAGCCGGACCUGGAGCAAUUCUGCAACCCGCCGCCGUCCACGGAAGCUGGCAAGAAGCUCCGGAACAUGCGCUUUGCCGAGGAUGUUGAGGAGAACGACAGACCUGAGCUCCGGAGCUCCGCGCUGCGGAGGCCCAGCGACGGAGCGAAGGCACCUCAGAAGAACCUCCGAGAAGGAUCCUUGAUGGGCCCGACCGCCACAGGCCGUAGCAUGCGGAGCCGCGCUGGGCGGAGUACAGUUCUCUCCAAUGCUCUGGCGGAGAUCGUCAAAGAGCGGAAGGCGGAUGAGCUCUUGGAAGAGCAGAAGGCCAAGGCAUACCAACAGGAGAAGUUGGACACGCACAUGGGCAGCAAGGCUGCCGAGGUGGCGAAGAGCAUUGGCAUCAAUCCGGGCAUGCUCGACCAACAGCGGCAGACCGUCCACAACUGGAUCUCCUCGUCGUACUUUGACUCCUUCAUCGGCUUCAUCAUCUCCGUGAACGCGGCGACCAUCGGCUUCGAAGCCGAAGUGUCGUCCAAGAUCCCCGCCGGCUGCAGCGAGCGCUGCGUCUGCGGAGACCCGGCCGUGGUUUGUCAGGCGAUGCCACUGUGGCUGAAGGUGGUGGACUAUGCCUUCUUUCUGAUUUAUCUGGUGGAGUUCCUUCUGCGGGUCUACACCUACGGCCUCAAGGUCUUGAAGAGUGCCUGGAUCAAGUUUGAUCUCUUUCUGGUGCUGUCGAGCAUGGUGGACAUCACCCUCCAGCAGCUCUCGACAAGCAGCGAGAUCCUGAACCAGAUCAAUCAGAUCAUGCUGGUCCGAAUCCUCCGGCUGGCGCGGCUCGCCCGGGCUGUGCGUCUCAUGGUCCAGUUUCGCGUGCUUUGGCAGCUCGUUCAGGGCUUACUUCACAGCGUCAGCACCUUGCUGUGGACCUUCUUGAUGGUGAUGAUCCUGGUCUAUGGCUUCGCGAUCGUGGGGAUCGAAACCAUCAAUGUGGAUCAGACGCUGCCGCUGGACCACCCUUACAACCUCGCAGUGACCGAGAACUUUGACGGCUUUGUCGAUGCCAUGUUUACACUGUUCCAGUGUUUCACGCUGGACAGCGUCAGCACGGUUUACCGCCCGUUGGUGACGCACAACCCGGCGCUGCUCGGCUAUUUCAUGGCAGUGAUUCUGGUGAUGGCGAUCUCGCUGAUGAACCUGGUCACUGCAGUGAUGGUGAACUCAGCACUCGACCAGGCCAGUGCAGACAAGGACGUCAAGAGAGCCUACGAGGCCGUGCAGAAGCGACGGCAGAAGCUCGACUUGACACAAGAUUUGUAG
Symbiodinium sp. CCMP2592 is the source of this 1521-nucleotide messenger RNA. The record is from the annotation of a GenBank genome assembly. NCBI's taxonomy places the organism in Eukaryota, Dinophyceae, Suessiales, Symbiodiniaceae.